Molecule: messenger RNA, 756 nt
Organism: Myotis davidii
Lineage: Eukaryota; Metazoa; Chordata; Mammalia; Chiroptera; Vespertilionidae
Gene: SERP1
Product: stress-associated endoplasmic reticulum protein 1
Exons: 3
Coding region: 462-662 (66 amino acids)
Biological process (GO): endoplasmic reticulum unfolded protein response
Cellular component (GO): endoplasmic reticulum
Source: RefSeq, a predicted model, not a curated record
AGAACUUGGGAGGGCUGGGCUAGGGCCCCUGCGCCGGUCUUCACCCUCCCUCUCUCCCUUCUGCCGGUGGGGCCCGCACUUCCGCGGGGCGGAGUUCUCCCAGUGCUGACGUUGGCAGCCGAACCGAAGUAGUUCGAGCUGACGGGUUACGAGGUCCACUUGUUUCGUUUCUUCCUCUUUCACUCCACGCUCCCGGCGGCGGCGGCGUUGCGAGCCUCUUCCGGGCCUGCUCUCCUCCCGCUCUCCAGCCCCGCUCGCCGGCGCGCCCAGGUUCCCAGGCAGCCGGCGGCCCACGCCCGCCUGCGCUCAGCACCGCGUUUGCAGCUCUCAGGCCCAAUCUAGCGCCCGCCUGAGAACCUCCCGGUUCCCGCGGCGCGGCACCGGGAGCGGGGCGUAGCAGCGGUCCGAGGGGGAGCGAGCGAGGCCAAGGGGUGGUUUGGGUUAGUGGUGGCGCCGCGAAGAUGGUCGCCAAACAGCGGAUCCGUAUGGCUAACGAGAAGCACAGCAAGAAUAUCACCCAGCGCGGCAACGUAGCCAAGACCUCGAGAAAUGCUCCCGAAGAGAAGGCGUCUGUAGGACCUUGGUUAUUGGCUCUCUUCAUUUUUGUUGUUUGUGGUUCUGCAAUUUUCCAGAUUAUUCAAAGUAUCAGGAUGGGCAUGUGAAGAGACUGACCUUAAGAUGUUUCCAUUCUCCUGUGAAUUUUAACUUGAACUCAUUCCCGAUGUUUGAUACCCUGGGUAAAAACAAUUGAGUAAA